GUUCGGACUUGAUUGUACUCUGUUCGUGGCUGCUGUGAUCAACGCUGGUGGAGCACGUGCGUAUGCAAAUCGUUCGUGUCUACAUACGUUCGUGGAUCAGUUUCGCUUUCCUGGACUGGCGUGAUUGCUUGGUGACGCCGCAUCUAUCGAAGCGGUGGAGGAUGCCUGCGUCAUCAUCUAUCAUCAGCGAGAUCGAUUGUAACAGCGAAACAUGAUCGCACUGCCUGCUUAUCCGCCUUCUUAUUGUGCCAUCUCACUCUCGCGCCAGUGAUUUUUCAGCGUUGGUGGAUCGUUCGCGACCUGGCAAGCCGGCUCACUUUAAUGGAUGGAGAGAAAGAUUGUCAGCAAAAGAAAGGGGCUCAGAGUGGCUUCCAGUCUCAGAGUAAUGCCUCAGGUUCGCCACUUGUAUCAGGGGAAGAAACAGAUUGGGAGGGUAUGUUUAAUACGGAGAAGCACAGGGGCGAUCUCGGGGACAUGACAUUUCGCAUGGCAAACUAUCUGAAGGAAGCCAUGAAGAUGAUGUUUAUGAUGCGCAGCCAUCAUAUGCUGACUGAUGUGAUACUGGAAGUCGGCUCUGAAUUGUUCCAUGCACACAAAGUUAUUUUAGCAGCAGCUAGUCCCUACUUUAAGGCAAUGUUCACUGGAGGAUUGAAAGAAUGCGAAAUGACAAGAGUAAAACUCCAAGGUGUCUGUCCAACGACAAUGGCUCGUUUAAUGUACUUCAUGUAUACUGGUCAAAUAAGAGUUACUGAGAUUACAGUCUGUUCGCUGCUGUCAGCAGCUACCAUGUUCCAAGUCAGCAAUGUUAUAGAUGCGUGCUGUGUCUUUCUGGAAAGGCAACUGGAUCCUACGAAUGCGAUUGGGAUCGCCAACUUUGCUGAACAACACGGUUGUCAUGAUUUGUACCACAAGGCGAAUCAAUUUAUCGUUCAGCACUUCAACCAGAUAUGCCAAGAGGAGGAAUUUCUGCAAUUAUCCGCCAUACAGUUGGUGGCGCUUGUGAGAAAGGACGAGCUGAAUGUACAGGAAGAGAGAGAGGUCUACAACGCCGUGCUGAAAUGGGUCAAGUACAACGAGGAGGCGAGGCGACCCAAGAUGGAGCACAUACUGCACGCGGUGCGCUGCCAGUAUCUCACACCAAACUUCCUACGGGAGCAAAUGAAAAACUGUGACGUGCUGAAAAAGGUACCGGCGUGCCGUGAGUACUUGGCGCAGAUCUUCAAGGACCUGACGUUGCACAAGAAGCCGGUUGUGAAGGAACGUACUCCCAACACUCCGCGGGUGAUAUACAUCGCCGGUGGCUUCUUCAAGAACUCGCUCGACAUACUGGAGGGUUACAACGCCGACGACAAGACGUGGACGCAGCACGCCAAGCUGAUUGUGCCUAGAUCCGGUCUGGGCGGCGCGUUUCUCAAGGGGAUGUUCUACGCAGUUGGUGGCAGGCACAAUUCACCGGGAAGCAGAUACGACAGCGAUUGGGUAGACAGAUAUAACCCGAUGACGGAUCAAUGGCGACCCUGCAGCCCGAUGUCAGUGCCAAGGAACCGAGUCGGAGUUGCAGUGAUGGACUGUUUGUUGUACGCCGUGGGUGGCAGUGCAGGUGCUGAAUACCACAACAGUGUCGAAUGCUACGAUCCGGAUCAUGACACAUGGACCAGCGUGAAACCUAUGCACAUCAAACGAUUAGGCGUUGGAGUAGCGGUAGUGAACAGAUUACUCUACGCGAUCGGCGGUUUUGACGGCAAAGAUCGGCUCAGCUCGGUAGAAUGUUACCAUCCGGAGAACGACGAGUGGACAAUGGUGUCACCUAUGAAGUUUAGUCGCUCAGGUGCCGGAGUGGCCAGCUUGGGUCAAUACAUAUACGUUAUAGGCGGAUACGACGGAAAAUCGCAAUUGAACUCCGUAGAGAGGUACGAUACUGAGCGCGACACCUGGGAAAACGUGAGCAGCGUCAGUACCGCUCGUAGUGCGCUCAGCGUCACCGUUCUCGACAGCAAAUUAUACGCAAUGGGAGGAUACGAUGGCACGACGUUUGUAAGCAUAGUAGAAAUUUACGACCCGACCAAGGAUCAGUGGACCGAGGGUGUGCCGAUGACUUCAGGCAGGUCCGGUCAUGCCAGCGCGGUGUCCUACUAUCAGUGUCCUAUACACUGUGAACAUUUAGAUCAUAAUAUCUCGUUAGAGAAACCGCCGUCGUGAUACGCGGAGCUGGCGCUUUUUAGGCAAUCCUCAGAAACAAUAGUAAAAUGACCGUCAUUCUUUCAUUCGCGAGAGAAAUGUACAAUACAAAGUGGAACUGUGGAUUAGGACAAUUGUGGGUGAUCGACGCCUAGAACUCGACUGACAAGUAUAUUAGAUGUAAUUUUAGAUGACACGCGACGAGUCAUCGAACCGCGGACCAAGUUUGAUUGGAUAAUUCUAGUUAGCUGAAAAAACAUUUUCUCAACAAGUGAGGUAACUUUUACCGCAAUCUUUAAAUUUAUCAAAGGACCAAUUUAUUAGGUUAUACGCGACUGUACUACAUUUUCACAGCUUUAUCACUUUUUAUCAUAGAUAGACUAUAAUUAAUUACAGUGUACAAAGCAGUAAUACAGUGUACAUACUUAUAUUGUGAAGAAAAUUAUUUUUAAACAA
Linepithema humile (Argentine ant) is the source of this 2634-nucleotide messenger RNA. RefSeq names its product kelch like ECH associated protein 1 (gene Keap1). Gene Ontology annotation, molecular function: protein binding. Lineage: Eukaryota; Metazoa; Arthropoda; Insecta; Hymenoptera; Formicidae. The record is from RefSeq and is a predicted model, not a curated record.